This is a messenger RNA of Polistes dominula (European paper wasp), 3141 nucleotides long. RefSeq names its product hdc homolog, cell cycle regulator (gene heca). NCBI's taxonomy places the organism in Eukaryota, Metazoa, Arthropoda, Insecta, Hymenoptera, Vespidae. The record is from RefSeq and is a predicted model, not a curated record.
AGCCGGCACGCUGUCGUCGCCGGUACUCUCAGUGAUUCUGGUGCACCCUAACGUGCGAGCGGACGUGCGACCUGAACGUGCGAGAGUACGUGUGCGUUUUUUUUUAAAAGAAAAAAUAAAACUCUCGUCAUUAUUUCUCUGAGUUACGCACAAGAUAGAUAGAGAGAGGGAGAGAUAAAGACAAAUAAAUAAAACAUAAGAAGUAGCGAAAAAGUAUAAUAGACUUACCACAUUACGUCUGUGGUGAUUUUCUAUCAGAAGUUUUGUCCUGGUGACAUUCGUCGAAGGCGCAAAAAAUUGAUUUGAAAGUGAGAAAAAGAGAUAGAAAAAUUUAUCCUUUGGAUAUUGCGUUUCAUCGAACAUCGCGCGCGCGCCCCUCACCGGUGACCCUGACACUCGGAUACACCGGGUACAUACGGCGCGCACGUCGUCUCUUGUACUCUGCAGCAGGCGGGAGAAGAAGAAGAGGAGGAAGAAGAAAAAGAAGAAGAGAGAAGACGGAAACAGCAGCAGAAACAUCGAGUCGACCACUAGUCAGUCAGUCAGUCAGCUAACUAACCAACCAGUUCAUCACACGUUCUCUAUGGUCCGCGAUCAUUGUGAGAAACAGAUCUAACGGUGUUACUUGUCACGUUCGAUUGAGCCAAUCAUAGGACGAACAUACUCAAAGUAAUUCCUUUUAAAUCUAAUUUGAAGUUAAGUGCAUUUAAUAAUUAAGAAAAAGCAUUUAAAUAAUAACUGAGUACGUGCAGCUCCACUCGCGUUAGAACGGUGUCGCCUCGAUCGAGUUGACCUUGACUUUGAUUCUUCGUCGAUUUUCGCGAUCUCGGUUUGCUGAAUUGGUUGAGUCGAGAGGAUUCAUAUGCCGGUUUAUGGGGGUGAAUGAAAUAUCCUCGUUUUCGAGUUCUCUAACUUCUAAAUAACAUUCCAAAAGUUGAUCGCGCGUGCUUAUAAGCUAGUCUGAAAGAGAAGAAAGAGAGACCACGUGACUCCAUCCUACUUCUCGAAUGUGGAAACGCAAAACGGGCGGGAAAAUGACUGAGUAAUUUAAAAGUCGAUUACUCGAACGUUUUAUAAUAUCGAUACUUCGUCGUGUUUUUAAGCGUCUUUGUUGAACGUUAAGAAUCAAAUAAAACAGGGUAUAAUUUUGGACGAAGGAAGGUAAUCGAAUUAGAAGGAGAAAGAUAGAAAAUAGAAAGAAAGAAAGAAGAGACAGGCAAGAAAAUCAAGAAAAACGGCUGCCACGGCUUUCGAGAUCGGUUGUUUGAGAGCCAUGGCCCCUCGGCGCCACGGCAAUGGUCACGCUACUAGUGGCGGUGGCCUCGGAGAUAACAACGGUGGCAUAGGUGGGACCGGAAGCAACGACGCCGUUCAAAUGGAGAAUAAUUUGGUUGUUGGCCAGAACAACAACAACAAUAAUAAUAAUAUUAACAACGGUUUAAACAAUCAAGGUACGACUCGUUGCUGUACACCGACGGGCGAAUGCUUGCGCAGUGAUUCUUUGAUACGAAUGAAUGCCCUGCAUGACGCGGUCAAGGUCAUUUGCAAUAACGAGAACUGUCCAGUAGGACAGUUCAUGCAUCGCGAGUGUUUCGAUGCGUGGGAGCAAACGAUCCUGACCUAUCUUAAGAGCUGCGGACGAGCAAGAAGUUGGUCUGAGAGACAACGUCAUCAGAAUCUUUGGACGAAGAAAGGCUAUGAUCUUGCAUUUAAAGCCUGCGGAUGUCGGUGCGGACGUGGCCAUCUUAAGAAAGACCUCGACUGGAUGCCACCGGGCUUAGGUAACGCUCCAGGCAAUCGUCACGACGAGAACGAAGCGAAGAAGAAAAAACGACGCAAUCGACAAAAUACUCGUCCAACUUUAGCCGUAUCGGCCGGUCCACCCAAUCACUCGAGUCACGUAGUUUCUACGAACGGACGUGGCACCACCGAAGCACAACUCAUCGAGUCCGGACGCGGUAGGGCCGGUUCUCUUUCAUCGAGUACCGGUUCGAGCUCACCACCGGCCACCAGCGAGCCCAGUGUUAGUCCUCUUCAUCAACCUCAGGCCAUCGUCAAGAAGAAAAGCAAGAUUGACUUUUUUGCCGAUCGAGCAAGGCAAAGCUGCGGUGCCAAUGGCAUCUUUUCUCGUCGUUUGGACUUCAGCGCAUUUAACAGCUUACCCAGGACCAAAUUGAACUCCUAUCAUAUUAAGAUGGAGGACGAAGGUAAUCAUGGCAACGAUGAUACCAGAUGCUUCAUUCUAUCUACUUUGGCAGCAUUGCAAUGGUCCAGAGUUUCUUGUGUCCUUUGUCGUGCAGCUAUGCUCGUAUUCGAUCGGUAUCCUUUGGUGGAUGGCACGUUUUUCUUAUCACCACGACAACAUUCACCAGCUUGUGCCGAGGUAAAGGUCGAAGGUCGCAUCCAAUAUCUAUCAGCAGUGUGUAUGAGUUGCCUCGAAGGUAGCGGCAAUGCACCCUUUCGUUGUCGUUGCUGCACCAAAAAAUGGGAUGGUUCCAGUUUAGUUCUUGGCACCAUGUAUAGCUAUGAUAUAUUUGCAGCCAUGCCAUGCUGCACGGAACGUCUCAAGUGCAACAGCUGCCAGAAGCCUCUGAUCUAUCCACACCAACGACUAAACUUUUACUCGGACUACAGCCGCGUGUUCGCCUGCCCUCAUUGUAGAACCGUCGACGCCCACUUUGUGAAACCUUUAGCGAUGUGCUUUACCCGCGAGCAAUUUCAGCUUUAUAGUCAGUGGCCGUAACCAUUAGAGAAGUUAGCAAACCGGCGUCUAAACAACAGCAACACGCCGUCCGACCCGAGCCCACUUUUCUUCGACCCGUUGAUCUCCUUGCUUCGGGCAACCUUGCUCUAGAUAUUAUUAUCCGUGACAUAUUAUGACGACGAAUACGAUGACGAUGACGAUGACUUACAUUUAUAUUCUUCAUUCUUCUCUCUUAAAUAACUUAAUAGUUUUCGAAACAAUAACAACACAACAACAACGACAUUAACAACCAACUAUUUCCACGAAUUUAUUCAUAGAUCAGAAAUCAUCCCCCUUUUCUUUGUCUUGUGCAACAUUAACUAUAAAAACACAACCCCGUGAAUGGGGAAAAAAUAAAGAAAAAGAAUUCGUAUGAAUUCUUAUUAUUUUGCUUAUGA